Molecule: messenger RNA, 2094 nt
Organism: Pleuronectes platessa (European plaice)
Lineage: Eukaryota; Metazoa; Chordata; Actinopteri; Pleuronectiformes; Pleuronectidae
Exons: 19
Coding region: 1-2094 (697 amino acids)
Source: RefSeq, a predicted model, not a curated record
AUGGGCGAGCGAGGCCGAUACCAGGAAACACUCACUGGUCUGCAGGAGACAGCCAGCCACCACCCGGGCUCUGAGGGCCCUCGACGGGACGCAGGACAAGGAAUGAGGGAAAUGGAUUCUGAAAAGCAUCAGGGCUCUCAAGGAACCAGGAAGCCACUCUUCUGGUUUGUCUGCAUUUCCCUCAAUGGCAGUGAAAGUCUGGGUCUCUUUAAUCAGGGGGAGAGCAUCUGCCACAGGAGGUCGGUGGUGGUGGCGGCCGUCCAGCCUCAGGCGGCGCUCACACCUGAGAUGAGAAAUGCAUCCGGUAAGGCCUUUGAGCCGGACAUCCAGCUGCCAGGCAACCUGGCCUUUGGCUACAAAGUCCGUCCCCCGGCUCAGACGCAGCAGGGACAGAGCUACCAGGCCCGUCCCCCGGCUCAGACGCAGCAGGGACAGAGCUACCAGGCUCAGAUGCAGAAGGAACAGAGCUACAAGGCCCUUCUCCAAGCUCUGGCGAAGCAGAGCCAGAACAUCCACCAGGCCCUUCCCCAGGCUCAGGCGCCGCAGAACAACAUCCACCAGGCCCGUCCCCAGGCAUCCGGUAAGGCCUUUGAGCCGGACAUCCAGCUGCCAGGCAACCUGGCCUUUGGCUACAAAGUCCGUCCCCCGGCUCAGACGCAGCAGGGACAGAGCUACCAGGCGCAGCAGGGCCAGAGCUACCAGUCCCGUCCCCAGGCACAGCAGGGACAGAGUUACCAGGCACGUCCCCAGAAUCAGGCACCGCAGAGCAACAUCCACCAGGACCGUCCCCCGGCUCAGAUGCAGAAGGAACAGAGCUACAAGGCCCUUCUCCAAGCUCUGGCGAAGCAGAGCCAGAACAUCCACCAGGUGCUUGUGGUGCUUCUAUGGCUGCUGGUUAUUGACGGGCUUCAAGCAAAAAUAACAUCAUCCGGUAAGGCCUUUGAGCCGGACAUCCAGCUGCCAGGCAACCUGGCCUUUGGCUACAAAGUCCGUCCCCCGGCUCAGACGCAGCAGGGACAGAGCUACCAGGCGCAGCAGGGCCAGAGCUACCAGUCCCGUCCCCAGGCACAGCAGGGACAGAGUUACCAGGCACGUCCCCAGAAUCAGGCACCGCAGAGCAACAUCCACCAGGACCGUCCCCCGGCUCAGAUGCAGAAGGAACAGAGCUACAAGGCCCUUCUCCAAGCUCUGGCGAAGCAGAGCCAGAACAUCCACCAGAUGAGUGCAUCCGGUAAGGCCUUUGAGCCGGACAUCCAGCUGCCAGGCAACCUGGCCUUUGGCUACAAAGUCCGUCCCCCGGCUCAGACGCAGCAGGGACAGAGCUACCAGGCGCAGCAGGGCCAGAGCUACCAGUCCCGUCCCCAGGCACAGCAGGGACAGAGUUACCAGGCACGUCCCCAGAAUCAGGCACCGCAGAGCAACAUCCACCAGGACCGUCCCCCGGCUCAGAUGCAGAAGGAACAGAGCUACAAGGCCCUUCUCCAAGCUCUGGCGAAGCAGAGCCAGAACAUCCACCAGAUGAGUGCAUCCGGUAAGGCCUUUGAGCCGGACAUCCAGCUGCCAGGCAACCUGGCCUUUGGCUACAAAGUCCGUCCCCCGGCUCAGACGCAGCAGGGACAGAGCUACCAGGCACCGCAGAGCAACAUCCACCAGGACAGUCCCCAGGCUCAGAAGCAGCAGGGACAGAGCUACCAGGCCCGUCCCCAGGCUCAGACACAGGCACCGCAGAGCAACAUCCACCAGGCCCGUCCCCAGGGUCAGGUGCAGCAGGGCCAGAGCUACCAGGCGCAGCAGGGCCAGAGCUACCAGUCCCGUCCCCAGGGACAGAGUUACCAGGCACGUCCCCAGAAUCAGGCACCGCAGAGCAACAUCCACCAGGACCGUCCCCAGGCGCAGCAGGGACAGGGCUACCAGGCCCGUCCCCAGAGUCAGGCACCGCAGAGCAACAUCCACCAGGACCGUCCCCAGGCUCAGAUGCAGAAGGAACAGAGCUACAAGGCCCUUCUCCAAGCUCUGGCGAAGCAGAGCCAGAACAUCCACCAGAUGAGUGGUGGGAAUGUGGUGACCCAAGACAAACUACAGGCCUUCCUUUGA